AUGAAGAAAACGAAUUUGGAUCCGUUCAUUGCAAGAUAUGCGGACCGGCAGCCACUCACCUUUCUGAUGCCCCGCGACGAAGCGUUCUCCGCACUUCCAGUCAAUAUCCGCAAGCAGUUAUCGGGGAAGAAGCUGGUGCAGGUCAUGCAGUACCAUAUGAUCAUGGAGAAGUGGGGGAUCAAUUUCCUUUCUUUCCCGAGAAAUCAAAGUUUUUUUGUCUCCGUGGUUUCACUCAAUCUCCAACAAGUCUAA
Molecule: messenger RNA, 252 nt
Organism: Closterium sp. Naga37s-1
Lineage: Eukaryota; Viridiplantae; Streptophyta; Zygnematophyceae; Desmidiales; Closteriaceae
Source: the annotation of a GenBank genome assembly